Messenger RNA from Leucoraja erinaceus (little skate), 1994 nucleotides. It is a transcript of the gene sst7, whose product is annotated as somatostatin family member 7. The transcript is spliced from 2 exons. Lineage: Eukaryota; Metazoa; Chordata; Chondrichthyes; Rajiformes; Rajidae. The record is from RefSeq and is a predicted model, not a curated record. Bases 303 to 617 code for a protein of 104 amino acids. Gene Ontology annotation, biological process: regulation of cell migration. Gene Ontology annotation, molecular function: hormone activity. Gene Ontology annotation, cellular component: extracellular region.
AUAAAUUUACAGAAACUAAAAGUGAAAAGUGUAAUAUAAUUAGUCAGUUAUGAUGUCCCUAAAUUACCAUUUUUCCAUUUACAAUUAGAUGAAGCUGUCAUUCUUUAUAUACGUAGAGCUUCCAGGCUUUUAUUGGGUUAAUGAUGCACGUUGGCUAUUAGGCUUUAAUUGUAUCAUUAAAUUUUGUGCAUCAGUGUAUUGGUCCUGUGGUGCUAUAAAAGAGAUGCAACGUACUUCGGUGGAGUAGAUUGAGUGAGGGAACGCAGAACACAUUUAGCAUUUCGGUGGAGUGAGUUUCGGGCAUGAGGGGGCUAAUGACGAUCAGCGUGAUGUGCCUGCUACUGCUGCUGCUUGUGGAGGUAGAUGGUGCUGACCUCAUGGAAGAGAGAACAACACUUCAGGAGUUGACCAAAAACAGGAAGUCUCUGAUACUGAAGCUGCUGGCUGGUUUGUUGGAUGUCGAUGAUCACCUUGGUGAGAGUGGCUACACGUAUUCAAACACAGAAGAGGCAGGAGAGCGGUCACUCGAGGAGAGAGCGGUGGUUGCGGGGAUCCCUCGGAGAGAACAGAAAGCUCCCUGUAAACUGUUCUUCUGGAAAACGUUCUCGCACUGUUAAAUGCGGGCUGUUGGCUCUUUCUAAGCUGAUGUAACAAAAUAAAUAUUAGCUAGUUUCUUCUUGUUAUGUCAAGCAUGUACAUUAAAACUGUCAUCGUUUGUGUAUAUUCCAACCAUUUACAAUGAAGUGUUUGUGAUGCAUUAAACUUGAUCCUCUGCAUUUUGCCAGCCUUUUAAAGUAUAUACAUUUAUUACAUCAGGACGUGUUGAAAUCCUGAUUGAAUAAUCUGUCUUUUAAAGGGUAUUUUUUUUAAUGUUGAUUUUGUUUACUUUCCUGAUUAUUUAUAGUGGAAUAUCUUGUAGAGAAAUAGGGAACUGUAGAUGUCGGUUUACAAUGAAUGACCCAAAAUGCUGGAGUAACUCAGAGGGUCGGGCAGCAUCUCGGGAGAAUGUGGAUUAGGUGAUGUUUUGGGUCGGGACCCUUAGAUGCUGACCCGAAAUGUCACAUAUCCAUGUUCUGCCUGACCCGCUGAGAUACUCCAGCAUUUUGUGUCCACCUUUAUCUUGCUGCCAUGUUGGCCAUGAAUCAUGAUGAGAUUCAUCCCUUCUUGUGGGGAGGUCCGUGACUUGUUACCCUCCAUCUCUUGUAAUGUUUCUGAGAUCCAUUUGCGAGGUAUUGCAGUCAUAAACUCAUCACAACCCCCCUCCUUGAUACAAGAAGACAAUCCUUAAAUCAGCGGUAGAAUUUGUGUAAAACAGAUAACCCAACAGUUUGACUUGGUUAUGAUGUUGCAGAUUGUGAUUAUGUUAAUACAACGAUGCUUUGGACAUUCUUCAUGUUUAUUUAUCUUGAGAUAUCUUAUGAAUAACAUUGAAAAAUAAAAGCUAUCAUAUACAACAGCGUAUUAAGUACUUCUGUUCUUUUUUUAACUAGAAAACACAUUUUCCUUUUCAUAAGUUGUAGGAACAGAAUUAGGCCAUUCGGCCAAUCAGGUCUACUCUGCCAGUCAAUCACGGCUGGUCUAUCCCUCUGAACCCCAUUCUCUUGCCUUCUCCCCAUAACGCCUGACACCCGUACUAAUCAAGAAUCUAUCAAUCUCCAUCUUUAAACCACAACCAGAGAGCGGUGCUGAACUACUAUCUACCCCUUUGGUGACCCUCAAACUAUCCUUGAUCGGCCUUUGAUGGCUUUUCCUUGCACUAAACAUUAUUCCCUUAUCAUGUAUCUAUCUAUACACUGUAAAUGGAUCGAUUGUGACCAUGUACUGCCUUCUGCUGACUGGUUAGCACGCAACAAAAGCUUAUUACUGUUCCCCGGUACACUGACAAUAAACGGAACUAAGAAUAUCCAUUGACUGUGGCAAUGAAUUCCACAGAUUCACCACCCUCUGACUGAAGAAAUUCCUCCUCAUCUCCUUUCUAUGUCCUCUGUUGACAC